This is a messenger RNA of Spodoptera litura, 2288 nucleotides long. NCBI's taxonomy places the organism in Eukaryota, Metazoa, Arthropoda, Insecta, Lepidoptera, Noctuidae. The record is from RefSeq and is a predicted model, not a curated record.
UUCAAAACGUCAAUAACAUAACCUCAAUGUUUCGUAUUGAUUGACUUUACAUGCAGGCCGGGCGACUAGCUAUAUAAGUAUAAUUAUGUUCUUUAAAAUGGUAUAACUGCCUGCAGUAUAGUGUGUUAACCAGUGCUUUUCUUAAGACAAUCGCUGUGUGUUCUUAGUUAGAAUAGUUCCUAAAGACUUAUAAACCUGUUGCGGAGAAUAUAACCAUCACGUGUACGAUUACCUUAUUUAUUUAAAAUUAAAAAUGGAUUCUCCCGUAUCUGCCUUCGCUAUGUAUAAAGCAAAUACUUCUUCGAACAAAGCAAAGAAACAAAAGAAAAGGAAUAAAUCAGGGACACAAGUUCAACCAAUUUCUCCGAAACCAUUGCCACCACACCUAACUAAUGAGAAAAGACAGAUGGAACUCGCACAAAAACUUAAAAAGAAACAAAAAAAAUCCAAAGAUCUUAAAAGCAUCACGAAGAAGAAGCUGCAUAAGAAGAAGAAGAAUCGGGAUGAUAAAAAACCUCACUCUAAAGUAAAGAAAGAAGUGCUAAACCAAAGCAGUGCUCCGAGUGAGCAGGAUGACGAACCACCCGUACUUCUUAUGAGGCCGGUCACUGAAACAACAGCUAAUCCUGAAGAAAGUUCCGCAGAUGAAGUGGAAGUUAUUGAUAAUACAGGUGAAGGACAAUUUGAAGAGUUCAAACCAGUACAGACAGACAGUGUGGAAGAAGGACUCAAAGUAUUCCAGUGGAUGAUUGCACCCUAUGACACUGAUGAAUUCUUCAACAAUAUUUGGGAGAAAAAGCCAUUACACAUAGCCAGAGGAAAAUCCAAUUACUACAAAGACAUAUUGACCACACCAGCUAUAGAUGACAUGAUGCGCAAUGAACACAUACAGUUCACUAAAAAUAUAGACAUUACUUCAUACAUUGACGGAAAAAGAGAAACGCACAAUCCAGAAGGGCGGGCCCAUCCACACUUAGUGUGGGACUUCUACUUAAAUGGAUGUAGUAUCAGAUUACUCAAUCCACAAACUUAUAUUUCAAAAUUACAUUUGAUUAAUGCGACUAUGCAGGAAUUCUUCAACUCCUUCGUUGGAGCCAAUGCAUACCUUACACCACCUGAUAGCCAAGGGUUUGCACCACAUUAUGAUGAUAUAGAAGCAUUCAUAUUACAAACAGAAGGUAAAAAACAUUGGAGGAUUUACAAACCGUUAAAUGAAAGUGAGAUCCUCCCUCGUGUUUCUUCCAAAAACUAUGAUCAGGAAGAAAUAGGUAAACCAAUAAUGGAAGUAACUUUAGAAGCAGGAGACAUGCUUUACUUCCCCCGUGGUUACAUUCACCAGGGGGUCACAAUAGAAGGUGAACAUUCUCUCCAUGUUACAAUUAGUAUGUAUCAGAAACAUUCUUGGGGAGAUUUGAUGGAGUUGAUAAUGCCAACUGCACUGCAAACGGCAAUUAAUGAAAAUGUUGACUUGAGGAGAGGCCUUCCGUUUGACAUCUAUGAUCACUUUGGUCUAGUCCACUCAGAUUCAAAGACACCUCGGAGACAAGAAAUAACUAAAGUGAUAUUAAGUCUUUUUGAUAAAAUUAAGAAAUGUUUGCCAAUUGAUGAAGCAGUAGAUCAGAUGCAUACGAAAUAUCUUCGUGCUGCACUACCACCCGUGCUGAAUGACCCAGAGAUGUUGGUGACAGUGUUUGGAGAUACUGAUGUGAUGAUAGAGAAUGGUGUGGUUACAAGGAGAGUGGAAAUUAGUCCAGACACAAGGAUAAGAUUGCUACGUAAGAAUAUUAUUAGAAUGGUGAUGGAAGAUAAAAUUAAAGUAUACUAUAGUGUAGAAAACUCUUUAGAAUACCAUGGAAAUGAGUUGCCUUAUGUUGAAAUAGAGGAUGAAAUGGCUCCAGCAAUAGAAGCUUUGAUAGCUGCAUAUCCAGAUUAUAUUACUGUGGAAAGUCUAGACUUGCCUUCUGAACCCGAGAAGCUCAGUCUAGCUGAUGCGCUGUGGAGUAGAGGAAUAAUUAUGACUGAAUAUCCAAUGGAAGAAGUGGAAGAUUAAAUAAAAUGUACCUGUAAUUGAUUAUGUAUCCGAUUUGUUUUAUUUAUUAUCAUACUUAAACUGUGUAAUCCAUUGAUUAUAAGUAGUAGUGCUGCAAUCUAUUCCAUGUUUUGAUAAAUUUCAAAUUAUAAUGUGUAAGAUAAGUUUAAUCAGUCAAGCAGUUGUGUAGUGAUGAAAAUCUCAUGGAAUCCAAAUAGUAUUAGAUUGUGAUUGCAAUAAAACACUCAGUUUUCUUAAA